Messenger RNA from Parascedosporium putredinis, 1434 nucleotides. NCBI's taxonomy places the organism in Eukaryota, Fungi, Ascomycota, Sordariomycetes, Microascales, Microascaceae. The record is from the annotation of a GenBank genome assembly.
AUGCGCGCCCCAUCAUCGUGGACGAGCUCCCGCCUGCUCGUGGCGGCGCUCGCCCUCGGAGCCAAGGCAGCGCCCGACCCGACCGCCGAGCUCACCGCCCAGGACAUUGGCGACUUCGCCGCCGUGGAGUUUGGGGACAGGAGCGUCCGAGGAUUCCCCGGCCCGCGUGCAAGGCCUUCCCCGGCACGGACAGCUGGCCGAGCGCGGGGAUUGGCGCCGGCUCAACGGUACUCUGGGGGCGCCCUGCUGCGGCCUAACCCGCCCGCCAUCGUCUGCUACGAGGGCCCCGCGUACGACGAGGCCGCGUGCAAGAACCUGUGGCCGCAGGGGAGCACGUGCUUGCCGACCGAGGAGCCGGUGGGGAAUUGUACGAGGGGGCUUCCCGAGUACGUGGUGAAUGUGACGAGCGUGAAGCAUGUGCAGGCGGCGGUGAAUUUUGCGAGGAAUAAGAAUGUGCGCCUCGUGAUCAAGAACACCGGCCACGAUUUCGGCGGUCGGUCCGUCGGCGCCGGAUCCCUCAGCGUGUGGACGCACAAUCUCAAGGAUUUCGAGCUCAUCCCCGAGUACCGCAUGGGUCCUUACAAGGGGAUGGCGGUGCGCUACGGCGCCGGCCUGGAGGCAUGGGAGCUGUACAACCACAUGGCCGAGCUCAACUUCACCGUUACCGCGGCGGGCGGGCGGACGGUGGGAGCGAACGGCGGUUGGUUCGCGUCGGGCGGUCACGGCACCUUGACGUCUACCUACGGCCUCGGCUGCGACCAAGCGCUCGAGAUUCACGCCGUCACGGCGGAUGGCGAGUACGUGGUGGCGAAUCCCCUCGCCCUGUCGUGCAAGACGGGCGCCAACUCGACCACAUCCUUCCGCACCGACGACCCGGCCGCCUUCUGGGACGCGAUGAGCAUCUACUUCCGCUUCUCCGCCGCCGUGGUCGACGCCGGCGGCGUGGACUGGAGCUACCUCACCCCGCUCGGCAACGAAACCUACACCUUCUCCGUCGGCAUGACCUGGCCCAACCGCACCGUCGAGGCCGUCACCGAGAUCCUCGCCCCGCUGUACGAGCAGCUCCAGGCCAUCGGCCCCCGCGUCCACCGCCUCCGCGCCGCUCGCGGACACGCGCUACCGCUCCCGCCUCUUCCCCGCAAGAACUGGGACGACGACGAGGUCUUUGCCAACACGUUUGCCGCGAUCCGCGUCUCCGUCGAGGCCGGGUAUACCUUCCACGGCCUCGCUAUCGGCGCUACGAAAAAGGCGGCGGGUUGGCCCGGGCGCGAGGGCGCCGUUAACCCGGCGUGGCGCAACGGCGUGCUCCACGGCAUCCUCAUCGGCUUGCAGCCCAAGGGCCUGACGGCGCAGGAAGCCCGCGACGAAGAGGCGGCGAUCCAGGAGUACAUGCAGUUGUGGCGCGACGUGACCCCGGCGCGGGCGCGUACAUGA